UUCCGACACCAGGUCUUGGCUUUAACGUUACCGGGUCACGGAUCCGAUCCCGGUUCUCAGGAACGCGUGUAGCAACAGACGGCGGCGUUUUACACCAAAACAGACGGACACGGUUUGACACGGUCAAAAACGAAUUUCGAUUAAAGUUCGAUUGAAAUCUGCGCAGCGACUGGGACACGACCUGCCGACAUGGGUCCGCCAAGGUCCAAAAAGCGCCGGCCGACGUUCCGCCGCCUGCUGAAGACCAGCAACAUGAAGCUGGAGAACAAACUGAAGAACCGGAAUCAGAAGCAGCAGAAUGUGGCCAAGAAACGGCGCAAGGAGCAGAAGAGGCUGAGACAGGCGGUGACGGGGGCUGCGCUCAGGAUUGCGCGUCCUCUGGAGACGUACGGGACAAGACCAGAGGAAGAAGAGGAGGAGGAGUUCUUGGAGACUCUGCCGAUGGACAUGAUGGAGGACAAUGAUCUGCAGCAGAUGACUACCAUGGCCCGACAGGCAUCCUUCGUCACUAGAGACCUGUCGUCAUGCGGGCCGGUGCAUGCUGCCAAGAAGCGCAGCUCAGAUGUGGUUCGUAGGUACGAAAAGAUUCCUCGGAAGAUGGCGAGGAUGGAGGAGAAGGAGGUCAUCCACCUGCUGCCCAUCAAAGACAGGACGGGGCUGAUUCCACAGAGCAUAGAGAGAGUUAUCCAAAAGCCGCUGGAGGAGGAGGAGGAGGCCGCUGAUGAAGAUGAGGAAGCCGCUCAUGAGGAGGGGGUGGAAGAUGAUGAGGAGACAGACAGUUACGCAGCACUGUCGGCGGCACAGAGAGAGGAGCUGCGAGCCCAGAAGAUAGCCCAGAAGAAGCUGCACAUCGCCAGCCUGGGAUCAGCCAUCGUCUCAGACCCCAUGAACAAUAUUAAAAGGGUGAAGGGGCUGCGUGGAAUGCUGAUGGAGUCUGACCCCUGUGUGGCUGUGACCGUCAGGAAGCUAGUGAUGGUGUCUCUAAUGGAGAUCUUUAAAGAUAUCGCACCCAGCUACAGGAUACGACCGCUCACCGCCGCAGAGAAGUCCACCAAGGUGAAGAAGGAGACUCAGCAUCUCAGAGAGUUUGAAGAAGGUUUAGUGAGUCAGUACAAGUUCUUCCUGGAGGACCUGGAGCAGACCAUCCAGGAUUGGAAGCAGCAGAAGAAGAAACGCAGUAAUGCUGUGGGCCUGCAGUCGUACCGCGGCCUGGCCGAAGUCGCUGCCCGCUGCCUCUGUGAGCUGCUGAUUGCUCUGCCUCACUUUAACUUCCACAACAACAUCAUUGUUGCCCUUGUGCCCCUGAUGAACGACUCUGAUGAGAAGGUGUCGGAUAUGUGCUGUGAUGCAUUCAGGAAGCUCUUCCAUCAGGACAAAGUGGGUGAGGCUUCGUUGGCCACUGUCCGCGUCAUUUCUGGUCUGGUCAAGAGCCAAAACUACAACAUCAGACCUGAGGCGCUAAGAACAAUGCUGAGUCUGAGGAUUAAGGAGGUGGAGAUGAAGAAGGACAUCAUGGACACUGCACCAAAGAAGAAGUUCCUGAACUACAAGGAGAAACAGCAGCACCUGUCCAGGAUGCAGAGGAAGUGGAAGAAGGCGGAGGAGGCGUUGGAGAAGGAGAUGCUGGAGGCCGAGGCCUCGGAGAACAAGGAGAAGAAGGUCAAGCUGCACACAGAGACUCUGAACAUCGUCUUCCUCAUCUACUUCAGGAUUUUGAAGAAAGCUCAGAAGUCAGUCCUCCUGCCUGCGGUUCUGGAAGGACUGGCCAACUUCGCCCACCUCAUCAACCUGGAGUUCUUUGACGACUUGCUGAACGUGCUGCAGAGCCUCAUUCAGUCAGGAGAGCUGACCACUCGGGAGAGCCUGCACUGCAUCCAGACGGUCUUCACCAUCCUGUCGGGACAAGGUGACGCUCUGAACAUCGACCCUCUGAACUUCUACUCCCAGCUCUACAGGAUGCUGCCGAGGCUGCACGCAGGGGCACCCAAUGAUGACAUUAUCAUCGUGCUGCGCUGCCUGGAUGCCAUGCUGACGCGCCGCAGGAAGCAGGUGACCCUGCAGAGGGCCAUGGCCUUCAUGAAGCGGCUGAGCACGCUCAGUCUGCACGUGCUGCCCAACGCCAGCGUUGGAAUUCUCGCUGCCAGCAGAGCCGCCAUGCACGCCUUCCCCAAGUGUGACUUCCUGCUGGAUAACGAGGUUCAGGGCAGCGGAUUCUACCUGCCUGAGCUCGAGGAACCGGAACACUGCAACGCCCAGAACACGGCUCUUUGGGAGCUACACACACUGCAGAGACAUUUCCACCCGGUGGUGCGGCAGCUGGCUGUUCAUCUGUGUCGGGGCGCUCCCAGUGACGGAUCGGCAGCACUUGGAGCAGAGCUGAGCCGCAGGUCUCCAGUGGAGCUGUUUGCUCAUUACAGCGUCAAAGAGAUGAACUUCAACCCCCCCGUCGCACCACCCGGCACCAGAAAGAAGGAUCGAUUCACGGUUGGAGCAGCUCUACUCGACGCGGACCUGCAAAGACGAACAGAGAGCGUCCUGAAUGCAACAGAGGACAUGGAGCUGGACUUUACCACGACCCCACGGCCUCUGCUGUGCCACUAAAGAAACUGUUUUCAUUGAGAUGUUAAAACCUUCAUAACAAAGACAACAAGUGAAUCUGUACAAAUUUUACUUUUUGAGAGUAAACCCUUGAAUACUCAGUCUAAUCAUGUUCACAGAUA
Molecule: messenger RNA, 2720 nt
Organism: Betta splendens (Siamese fighting fish)
Lineage: Eukaryota; Metazoa; Chordata; Actinopteri; Anabantiformes; Osphronemidae
Gene: noc3l
Product: NOC3-like DNA replication regulator
Exons: 21
Coding region: 190-2601 (803 amino acids)
Biological process (GO): DNA replication initiation
Cellular component (GO): nucleolus
Molecular function (GO): chromatin binding
Source: RefSeq, a predicted model, not a curated record